GUCAGCUGAGACUGAAGACGUCACCUGAUGAUGAUGAAAAGCUUCUCUCACUGAAAACGUCCAGAUGAACAGAAUCAACUUCUUGGGAUUUCUGAGCUACUUUAGGCUCAUGCAGAGGUCACAUCGGUUGGCUUUGUUUGGUCCCUGCUGAAGUCUUGGUGGUUUGAAGUUGGCGUGUGUGUGUGUGAGAGAGAGUGAAAGAGAAAUAAAGCUCUAACUAUAUAUGAAGCCCUGUAUGAGUUUCCACAGAUGCUUUUUGUAUUAAAAUGAGUUCAUUCACCUUUACGCUCUGAAUCUGGUCCUCGUGUUGGGACCGAUGGCGAGCACAUCAUUGAUGUUGAGGAGACAGCUCAGAUUCAUCAUGUGACUAAACAGGAAAACAAAGAAUUUGUACAGCUUUUAUUUUUUUCUACUAACAAAGAAGUAAAACUCAAACAUACCAUAUAUCAUUCUCGUCUGCUUGAACCUUGGGUCAACACCUGAACGUGGACUGAGGUGGAACCCUACCAUCUCCACCCACUGAUAAGAUGAACCAUAAACCUUUGAGCUGCAACACGUCACCAUCAGCUGACUUUAAAGGUUUGUUUUCGUCAACUGAAACCAGCAGAGAGCUCAGAGGUCCAUCAGCUUUAACAGAAGCAGGAUGAAGAGAGGAGCCCAGGUUGGUCUGGCAGGUCUGUGUAAUACUGGACUGGAGCUGGAGGACAUGACAGGAAGAACCGUCCAGGCAUCUGGGUGUCCGCAGGGAUCCAGGUCCUCGGUGUCAGCAGCAGCUUGGUGGGUGUCUUAUUACAGAGGUCGCUGGAGGCAGGAAAGAAGAAAGCUUACAGGAUUUCAGGUGGAGGUCAAAUACUGUGGUCUGGCUGAGGAUGAUGAAGAUGACAAAGAGCAGAGGGACAAAACAGACAACAUCAACAAAAACCAACAACUCAACAAAAAACUGCUCGAUCACUUCAGACACCUGGCUGCAUCCAACCAGGACACUGACCAGGUGGACCUUCAGCUUCUGGACUGGGCGAUCUCAGACGGAGCUGAUCCAAACGCCUCAGACAGAUAUGGACAGACCGUCCUGCACGAGAUCUCCAGAGCGUGGAGCGUGGAUGUGAUGCGGUUCUUCCUAGACCGGGGCUCAGACCUCCUGCGCCCGGAUCAGUUUGGAGUCACUGUGCUGCAUGUGGCCUCGGCGCUGGACUAUCAGGGCAUGAUCCAGUUCCUGCUGGACCGAAAAGCUGAUCCGGAGGCUCGCACCUUUCUCGACCAGCAGACCCCGCUUCACUACGCUGCAAAGAACGAUGCCAUUGGUUCGAGCAGGCUUCUGCUGCAGGCCGGAGCCUCCAUCGGCUGCACCGACUACAAACACAGGACACCGCUGCAGCUCGCCGCUAAUGCAGCUGCAGAUGGUGAUUCAGGAGGAGAAACUGGAUCUCAUCAUGAAUCCCAUCUUCCUCAAACUGAUCCAGGUCAAAUGGAAUCGCUACGGCAGGACUGGUGGCGUGUCCUCUUUGUGGUCCUGGCGCUCCUGUUGACCCUAGAGGAAGUGCUAAGGGAGGUGUGGGACACCCUGCGCUCAAGGAAGAAGCUCCACCUCUGGCAGCAGUUGUGAAGCAUCGUCUCCAGAGUGACCUGAGCUGCUCACAUCCCAUGUGCCCACAGGAGAGAGAGUUUCUACUGAACCAGUUCAAACUGGUCGACAGGAAGAGAGGAAGCUACUGCCGGGACCUAUGUCUGGGCUCGGGAGAGCCCGAGUGCCCUGGAGGGACCUUCCCUGCCGGAUACGCGAUGGACGGG
This is a messenger RNA of Oreochromis aureus, 1788 nucleotides long. Its product is annotated as ankyrin repeat domain-containing protein 46. The coding region runs from base 644 to 1603 and encodes 319 amino acids. The transcript is spliced from 11 exons. Gene Ontology annotation, cellular component: cytoplasm; nucleus. NCBI's taxonomy places the organism in Eukaryota, Metazoa, Chordata, Actinopteri, Cichliformes, Cichlidae. Gene Ontology annotation, molecular function: protein binding. The record is from RefSeq and is a predicted model, not a curated record.